This is a messenger RNA of Acanthosepion pharaonis, 546 nucleotides long. Lineage: Eukaryota; Metazoa; Mollusca; Cephalopoda; Sepiida; Sepiidae. The record is from the annotation of a GenBank genome assembly.
AUGGUGAGAAGAAGAUGUGAUAUAAACGCAGCUGAGAUGAAAUUUCCCAUUUAUUCCUUCCUAUCUAUCUAUCUAUCUAUCUAUCUAUCUAUCUAUCUAUCUAUCUAUCUAUCUCAGUCUGUUCCUCCAUCUAUCUAUCUAUCUAUCUAUCUAUCUAUCUAUCUAUCUAUCUAUCUAUCUCAGUCUGUUCCUUUAUCUAUCUAUCUAUCUGAUACUAACAUUUUUCUUUCUUUUUUUUUAGAUCAUUUCAUUCCUUUCUUUAUUUUCUCUUUUUAUUUCUAUUUAUACACAUUCUCCUUUCUUUCUUUCUUUCUCUCUUUCUUUCUUUCUUUUCAGUUAUAUAUUUUUAUUUCUUACUCUGGACCCUCUUUUUGCUCGCUGAUUGGAUUCCCCUCUCCCACUAACAUCUUUUGUCUCUCCUUAAUUCUCUCCCUCUUUCCCCCUCCUUCAACUUCUUUCUUUCUUUCUUUCUUUUCAAUUAUAUAUUUUUAUUUCUUGCUCUGCAUCCUCUUCUUCAUCGCUGAUUGGAUUCCACUCUCCUACUGA